AUGCCGGCGACGACGACAUCGGCCCCCAGCCAAACCCCCGGCCAAACCCCGGUCGUCAACAUCACGGCCGCACACAUCAUCAAGUUCGCCAACCCCAAGAGCGUAGACCACCUCCCGUCGCCUUUCCGAUUUGGGCCCUUGGAUCACUUUGCCCAUACUGCCGUCCCCACCGAUCUGGUCUACGUCUACGAGAAGCCCGAUUUCCUUCAGGCCAGGGAUUUUAUUCCCAUCGCACGACUGCGUGACGCCAUCAGCAACCUCCUCAACUACUACCCCCAUUUGACGGGCCGCCUCGCCGUUGACCCUUCCAAUGGCGUCCGGAGUAUCACCAAGCUGGGCACGGGCGUCUCCCUGUUUGAAGCAUCUUGCGACCAGCCGCUGUCGCCGUCUCCAGAUCAUGAGCAUAUUGAGAUGACCGAUCUCCCAGGGGCAGGCGAAGCGCUGAUUCCUCCCUCAUUCCCUACAGAAGCGAUGCUGGCUACUACGGCUCACUGGGAUCCCUCUAUCGACGAGGAAACGGGCAUCCAGCGCGGUCCCCUUCUGGUGAUCCAACGUACCCAGUUCAAGUGCGGCGGUGUCGCCAUCGGGUAUCGCAUCUCCCACGCCGUCUGCGCCGCAGAGGGGUGCAUUCAUCUAUACCAAGAUCUGUGCGAAAUCUACCGCAAGCUUUCUCGUUGUGAAGCCGGGGUCCUUGACCUCCCACCGCACAUCAUCCCCUUUGCCGCCGACCGAAUAACCACCCCCAACGAGGAAUCACAAAAUCAUGCCAUUGAAAAUCCGCCCUUGGGCUACCUAGUCUCCUUCCAUCCAGGCGAAGCACUAGGCGGCGAUGCCGACAAGCACAUGAAGAGUACAGUCUCUUCAGACACUGCUGUCCAAGAACCUCCCAAGGCUAUUGCCGACACUUAUCUGCACUACUCCCCCUCUGAACUUGCCAACCUCAAAAUCAAAGCUACCAACCCCAACGACUCCGACUCCUGGGUAUCCACGUUUGAAGCCCUCCUUGCCCACCUGUGGCAGCAAGCCCACCAGGCCCGCGUCCGCGCCGCUUCCGAUCAAGCCCAUCGUAUGCCCACCGGCGACCCCAAAAGCGUCCCGACACCCAGCUUUUGGACCAACAUCAACUUUUCCCAUUCCAACCGCCUCGACCUCGCUGGACAAAGCAAGGGGAUGGGAAAGAGUCAUUACUUUCCCAAUGCCGUUCUUCCCGUUUUCUUGACCGUGGCUGAGGACGAUACGAUUGACUUGUACGAUGCCCCGCUCUGGCAGGUGGCCAAACUAGUACACGAGGCGAUACGCCAUCCCGAGACUGCCAGCACCGAAUACGCGUUGGCGGUCACCAACUGGAUGUGUGACUUGCCCGACAAGCGCCUGGCCAAAGUCGACUUCAACCUGUUUGCGACGUGGUGCUUUGUGAAUACGGAUUGGAGCAAUAGUACUGGUGGUGAAAGUGGAAGUGGUGGUAGUGGUGGUCCCAGGGGAUCCGGAAUCAUCCUCGCAAAGACCAAAAGCAGAUUGACAUCCAGCGCCGCAGUACUCGGGUCCGGAACCGCACCAGAAGAAACGAGAGCAGCAGGGGCCCCAACCUGCGCCGGUGAUGCCGGGACAGAUGGUGGAGUUGCCGCAUUGGCCGUUGGUGGUGAUGAUUCCAGUGGGGAUGGGGACGAAACUACUGCUGCUGCUGCUGCUGCUGCUACUGCUGCUGCUUCUGGUGGUACUGGUGCUGCUGCGUGUCGAGGUAAUGCUGGUGGUGGUGGUGGAUGUGCUGCUAGUCGACCUUACGGUGGUCGACGUCGUAGUGGUAGAGGUGGUAGCCACGGGUCGAGGCCAUCCACAGACACCAUAAGCAGGCUGGCAAUCAAAGCCCGGGUAGCAGUGGUCUACGGUGUCGCCACAGUAGCCGUACUCGGAACAGCAGAGGCUGUCGGGGCAGCGGCCAUAGUCGGCUCCGCAUCGGCCGGUGGUGGUUUGACGGAUAUGAACCGGUUCGUGGGGGGAAUCGUCAAGACCUAG
This is a messenger RNA of Neurospora hispaniola, 2013 nucleotides long. Its product is annotated as transferase family-domain-containing protein. Gene Ontology annotation, molecular function: acyltransferase activity, transferring groups other than amino-acyl groups. NCBI's taxonomy places the organism in Eukaryota, Fungi, Ascomycota, Sordariomycetes, Sordariales, Sordariaceae. The record is from RefSeq and is a predicted model, not a curated record. Gene Ontology annotation, biological process: secondary metabolite biosynthetic process. Bases 1 to 2013 code for a protein of 670 amino acids. The transcript has 2 exons.